Messenger RNA from Aaosphaeria arxii CBS 175.79, 2446 nucleotides. RefSeq names its product iron hydrogenase. The record is from RefSeq and is a predicted model, not a curated record. Gene Ontology annotation, cellular component: cytosolic [4Fe-4S] assembly targeting complex. Gene Ontology annotation, molecular function: 4 iron, 4 sulfur cluster binding. The transcript is spliced from 2 exons. Gene Ontology annotation, biological process: iron-sulfur cluster assembly. Lineage: Eukaryota; Fungi; Ascomycota; Dothideomycetes; Pleosporales. The coding region runs from base 268 to 2181 and encodes 637 amino acids.
CAGAGACGUCUCGUGUGGGCGGAGGGUCCAGAUAGAUAUCUUCUUUUCCUAUGACAAUCCUCUAAUGCUAUUACAAAUGACUUUCUUCAAAACUCUAAUAAACCCUCUUUAAUUCACCCUCUACUUCCCUUUCUAUCUGCUUCACGUCUUUUGUUGUUUCGCUGGCGAGGAUCCGACGAUCACAUCACUCUCCCAUUUUCUCCUCCGUACAGAUACCCACCCUCCCACCAUAUCCUCGCCACUUCAACAUACUACCAACACUUCAAAAUGAGCGCCAUACUUUCGGCUGAUGAUCUUAACGACUUUAUAUCACCCGGUGUCGCCUGCAUAAAACCCAUAGAGACAUUGGCGGUACAGAAACCGGAAGAAACUAUCAAUGAGUACGAAGUAACGACAGAAGAUAAGGUUGCGGCCGCACAACCACCGCCCCCCGCACAGAUUUCCCUCACAGAUUGCCUCGCGUGCUCGGGAUGCGUGACGUCGGCUGAAGCGGUGCUGGUGUCUCUUCAAUCGCACACAGAAGUCCUCACAACCCUCGAUUCACACACGCCGUUACGGGCACCCUGGCUUGCGCAGAACGGAAAAGAUGUAGCGACGAAGCCCGCAUGCAAUGGAGUGUGUCACUGUACAAAUGGGAACCAUGCGGAAGGCAAACUAUUUGUGGCGAGCGUUUCCCCGCAGACAAGAGCGAGUCUGGCGGCUGUAAUGUCGGUAUCAGAAGAGGAGGCGGGAAACAUGAUCACACAACUGCUGAGCGGACCCUCUGGCCUGAGAUCUGGAGGCCAACACGGCAGCGAUUUUACCUGGGUCAUCGACACGAAUGUCCUCCGGGAGGCAUGCCUCGUCGCCGCCGCAGACGAGGUUGCGACCGCUCUUUCGCCUUCGACCGCCCACCCCGCCGCAAUACCCGACGCAGACGGCGCAAUUGACACCACCCCUAAGAAGCCCAUCCUCACAUCCGCAUGUCCAGGCUGGAUAUGCUACGCCGAGAAGACACACCCUUACGUCCUCCCGCACCUCUCGCGCCUGAAAUCCCCCCAAGCCCUCACUGGUACGCUCAUCAAAUCCGUGCUGAGCCAGCGCUUCAACAUCGACCCCUCCCAGAUAUGGCACCUUGCCAUCAUGCCCUGCUUCGACAAGAAACUCGAAGCCAGCCGCAGCGAACUCACAUCCGAAGCCUGGCUGCCCGCGAGCCACAGCACCACAACCUCCUCCCCAGUCCGCGACGUAGACUGCGUCAUCACCGCGCGGGAGCUCCUCCACCUCGCCGCCGCCCGUGAAAUCAACUUCUCCUCCCUCCCGAGAACCCCCCUCACCACCUCCCACCGCAUCCCCUUCCCGGAUCCCAAACUCGACGCCUUCCUCUUCCCCCGCACCCGCGCGAGGAACCAAAUCGGUCCCGCCGCCGGCUCCUCAGGCGGCUACCUCUACCACAUUCUGCAAACCUACCAAGCGCGGCACCCGGGCUCCACGAUCUCCGUGUCGCGCGGCCGCAACGCCGACGUCGUCGAGUACGCACUCACCCAGGGCCCCGAAACCAUCGUCCGCAUGGCCCGCUUCUACGGGUUCCGCAACAUCCAGAACCUCGUGCGGCGGCUCAAGCCCGCGCGGGCGAGCAAGAUGCCGGGCGCGCGGACGGGCGCCGUGCGUAGGCCCAAUGGCGCAGCUGGUGGCGCUGGGGGUGGAGAGGGCGUGAAGGACUAUGCGUACGUGGAGGUUAUGGCGUGUCCUGGCGGGUGCACGAACGGCGGCGGGCAGGUCAAGGUGACGGAGGUGGAGGAGGUGCGGGCGAUGGAGGGUGUGCAGGUUGCGAAUGGAGAGGUACUACCUUCGAAACCCGGGCCCCAGGAGCAGAAGGAGUGGUUGGCGAGGGUCGACGAGGCAUAUUUCUCGGGUUCGGAGGCGGAAGCCGGUGUCGAUGGCGAUGGCGACAGGGAAAUGCAGGAUGCGGAUGGUCCUAGUCCUGUGCAGCAGGUCGAGCGAGACGACGACGUCGUGGGUGGCAUCUCGAGAUCGCGGAUCCACGAUAUGUUGGCCCAUUGGUCGCACAUCACAGGCGUGGACCAGCAGGCUCUGAUCUACACAUCCUACCGCAAGGUCGAGAGCGACGUCGGCAAGAAGAAACAGAGCGACGUCGAGAGGGUCGCUGGGCUGGCGAGCACCAUCGGUGGAGGGUGGUAGUUCCGUCUAUGCCAAUCAGACAGUCAAUCGAUCAAUCAUGAGAAAUCAAUAGAGAAAAGGAAGGAGCAUCAUUGGUAAAAACGAAUUCGAUAAGUACAAAGCAGCAUUUGCAUUGGGUUCAGGCGUCAAACCGAACAGGGUCUUCGGAGUCUUCUGGUAUGGGGCAGGGCACUUUAUAACGACAUAUCACGCAUGGUAGAAGCAUGUAUAUAUACAUACAUACCUAGGUACCUACUACAUAGACAAUAUCCAUACAACUAAAAUG